This is a messenger RNA of Gavia stellata (red-throated loon), 2246 nucleotides long. RefSeq names its product retention in endoplasmic reticulum sorting receptor 1 (gene RER1). Lineage: Eukaryota; Metazoa; Chordata; Aves; Gaviiformes; Gaviidae. Gene Ontology annotation, cellular component: Golgi membrane. The record is from RefSeq and is a predicted model, not a curated record. Bases 107 to 697 code for a protein of 196 amino acids. The transcript is spliced from 8 exons. Gene Ontology annotation, biological process: retrograde vesicle-mediated transport, Golgi to endoplasmic reticulum; protein retention in ER lumen.
AAGAACCCGGCUCGGGCGUCUAAACUGAGGUGACAGGAGGGUGGUGCUGCAGUUCAUAUCUCAAUGCUUAGAUGUUAUAACUCAGCUCCUGCCUUCUCAAGCAACCAUGUCAGAAGGGGACAGUAUUGGUGAGUCUGUUCAUGGAAAGCCUUCAGUGGUCUAUAGAUUUUUCUCAAGACUUGGACAGAUCUACCAAUCCUGGUUAGACAAAUCUACUCCAUAUACUGCAGUGCGAUGGAUUGUAACUUUGGGUCUGAGUUUUAUCUACAUGAUUAGAGUUUAUUUACUGCAGGGUUGGUACAUUGUGACAUAUGCCUUGGGAAUCUACCAUCUAAAUCUCUUCAUAGCUUUCUUGUCGCCAAAGGUAGACCCCUCUUUAAUGGAAGAUUCAGAUGAUGGUCCUUCCUUACCUACAAGGCAAAAUGAAGAAUUUCGGCCUUUCAUUAGAAGGCUCCCAGAGUUUAAAUUCUGGCACUCUGCCACUAAAGGAAUCCUGGUUGCUAUGGCAUGUACAUUCUUCGAGGCUUUCAACGUUCCUGUUUUUUGGCCAAUCCUUGUGAUGUACUUCAUUAUGCUAUUUUGUAUCACUAUGAAGAGGCAAAUCAAGCACAUGAUAAAGUAUAGAUAUAUACCCUUCACACAUGGCAAGAGGAAAUACAAAGGGAAAGAAGAUGUGGGAAAGACCUUUGCUAGCUAGAAGAUGCAAUCAACCUGUUGACCAAUUCUACUUCUAACUAAAGGAACGAUUUUGAGCCAUUGUAACAAUGCCUUUUUUCUUCAUAAAAAAUGAUUAUCGGAGUGGUGACAAAGCAGUUGAAUUUUCAUUUUAAGAGGAUCUUGCUAUUUUUAUCUGAAAUACCAGUUUCUUGAAGAAACUGGCAUUCUAACCAAAUUGCAUUGAGUUUAUUAUCUUUUGUAAGAAGUUUGAGAAACUUCGGAUAAUCCCAUGGAUUUGGGAUAAUGCAUUUCUUUCAAGAUCCAUUACACUGGAGACAUUAAUGGCUUAGAGUUGGAUAUUUUUACAUAGUUCUCCUGCUCAAUAUCACCCUGAAGUGCUGUGCACAUACGUGGAGGAAAAAUGUAAGAUGGCACACGUGAUGCUGUUUUCUGCUUCAUGGCUGUGUGCUAUUUUCAUAGAAAAAUACAGUAGACCUAACUAGAUGCAGAACUUAAGCCAGUUUCUUAAACGCAUGAUACUAUUGAGUUAUAAUCAAACAAAUAUAGGUAGGAAUAAGAAAUCUACUAAAUUAUGGGUUGUACAGUAGGGAAAAAAUACUCGUAUAGCUUCUAAAGUAACUCACUUGUGUUGGGUUUUAAUGCCAGUUUCACCAUUACAUCUCCUAGCAGAUGCUAAAAUUGGGCUCUUUCUUGAUGACUCAAAACUUUAUUCAAACUCUAUCACAAUUUCCUUUGAGGACCUAGAAUUAUAAAUAUAUAUAUUUUAAUUGUUAUUAGUUGGAGUUUCCUUCAUACUUAAGGGUUUCUUGAUUAAUUUAAGCUGACUUCAUGCAGCCCCUUCAGAAUAUAUCCAAACUGGCCAUAGCAGACAAACGGUGUGGGUUUUAACACAGCUUUUCAUUUUCUAUGGGGAAAAAAAAGAAAAAAAAGAGAUAAAUGACCUGCAUGUAAACUUUUUCAUGUGAUACAACUGCAGUUUUAUUAAGUGACUUUUUAAUUCAAAAAUUUAUUAAAAGACAGUGUCCCCCUUUACUUGUUCUCUAUCUUUAUAUACCUAUAUUGAUCUAACAGUAUUUAUGGCUCCUUUUCAAUAAUGAUUACCCUCAAUUUAUUUUCAUGCAAUGCCUUUUUCAACUCUUCAGGGAGCAUUCACUUGCAGAAAGUAGGAAAAGAUUAGCUCUGUGAAGAUUCUGAAUGGAGAAUAGUGGCAACUUCAACAGACACCUAAUUGGAAAAUGUAUGUAGGAACCCUUUCAUCUGAUUUUGUCAAAUGAAGUCAUUAUGGAGCUCUGGAAUCCAGCCUUCAGUAAUCCUGGGAAAAUGACAGGUAGUUUUAGUUCACAUUGACCUGUUGUUUUUUGUUUGUUUGCGUGCGUUUGUUUUAUUAGCCGUAUGGAAACUAGUAAUGUCAAAAUUUAAAAUUAUGGAAACACAGUAUCCAAAAAGGGCCUUAUAAAAGUACCAGUCAUGGAUGCUUGCAGUUAGUUGCCUAAAAAUCUGAAAGCCCUGACUUGGAGAAGCUGUGUUCAGGUUUGCUGGAGUUUCUGAAUAACGUGGGCAAAUGGGGG